GGCUGCGCCGGUCUCCGGCAGCUGUUUCGGCUGAAGAAAGGACAAAGUGUCCAAACACACUGAAAAACUCCUGAUGAAGCAACUAAGAUCCAUGUGACACACAGUAAUAAAGAUGGCAUUUAUUAAAGAGGAGAGUGAAGACGUGAGGAUUGAAGAAGCAUUUGAAGUGAAACAUGAAGAUACAGAAGAACAAACAGACCUGAUGGCGCUGAAAGAAGAAGAACUGACAAAGAUAGAAGAGACAGAUCAAUAUGAGAGACGUGUUUGCUUAUCUGUGGAAACAUCCAUACAGUCCGAAACAACUUCACAAAAAAAAGUUCAGAAGACCGAAUCCAACAGUGACUUCACCUGUAAUCAGUGUGGAAAGUGUCUCAAGCAAAAAUAUAACCUUCAAAUGCACAUGAAAGUUCACAGUGGAGAGAAGCCCUUCAAAUGCCAACUGUGUGAAAAGAGAUUCUCACGUAAAGAAAAUCUUAAACGCCACAUGAAUAGUCACACUGGAAUGAAGCCCUUCAUUUGUCAACAGUGUGGAAAAUGUUUAGCACAUAAACAAAGCCUUGAAUCCCACAUGAAAUGUCACACUGGAGAGAAGCCAUUCACAUGUGAUCAGUGUGGAAAGAGUUUCAGACAUAAAGUAUCCUUUGAUUACCACAGGAAGAGAGAACAUUCAGGAGUGAACGGUUUUACAUGUCAUCGGUGUGGAGAGAGUGUCAGUUGUAAAGGAAGCCUCAAGACACAUAUGAGACUUCACGCUGGAGAGAAUCCUUUUACUUGCAAUCUGUGUGGGAAGGGCUUCCUAUAUAAAGCACACUUUGAUACCCACAUGAGAGUUCACACUGGAGAGAAGCCUUUUACCUGCAAACUGUGUGGAAAGAGCUUCGCACGCAAAGGAUCUCUUAAGGUUCACAUGGUUGUUCACACUGGAGAGAAGCCGUUUCCAUGUGAUCAGUGUGGAAAGUGUUUCAGACAUAAAACAACCCUUGAUAUACACAUGAAAACUCACACUGGAGAGAGUCCUUACACCUGCAAACUGUGUGAGAGGAGUUUCUCAAGUAAAUCAACCCUUGAUGCCCACAUGAGAAAUCACACAGGAGAGAAACCCUUCACCUGCAAACUGUGUGGGAAGAGCUUCGCACAAAAUGGAAAUCUUAAGGUUCACAUGAAAACUCACACAGGAGAGAAGCCUUUCGUGUGUCCUCAGUGUGGAAAAUGUUUUACACGUGAAACAAACCUUACUAGCCACAUGAGGCUUCAUUCAAGAGAGAACUGUUUUAACUGUCAUCAGUGUGGACAGGGAUUCCCAGACAAGAGACGCCUUACCUGGCAUGAAAAAAAGUCAUUCUCGAAAGACGUCUUUCACGUGCCACGAGUGUGGAAAGACUUUCAGAUUUAACGGAGCCCUUGAGGUUCACAUGAGAAUUCACACUGGAGAGAAACCUUUCACCUGCACUCAUUGUGGAAAGAGUUUUAAUCAGAAUGUAACCCUUCAGAUUCACACAAGGCUUCAUACUGGAGAGAAACCUUUCACGUGUCUUCAGUGUAAAAAGAGCUUCACAUAUAAAAGAGACCUGAAACGUCAUUUGCAAAUACAUUUUGGAAAGAAACGGCAGUGCUCUGCGAGUAGAAAAAGACUUAGAAAAAGGAGCACUUUGAAAAAUCCACACAUUCGCUGUGGAGGAAAGCAGUUUAAUUGUGAUCAGUGUAAUAAAACAUUUCGUUUGCCAUUACACUUACAGAUACAUCUGAAAAGUCAUGCAGAUGUGAGACGAUAUCUGUGUUUUAUGUGUGGAAAGCGUUUUAAAUGGCUCAGCUGUUUCAAAUGGCACCAGAAAAUACGUACCUGUGUGAAAUUAAAGCUACGUUCACGCCACUGAAUGUGGACUAAACCUGAUUGUCCACAUUCGUGACCAAUUGCGUUUUUUUCAGCUCUUUAUAAGUUAUAAGACACUGUGACCUCAUGCUUUCUAACCAUAUGUUGCAUAUUGUACAUAUACAAUUAUAAAUAAUAAAAAU
This is a messenger RNA of Labeo rohita (rohu), 2013 nucleotides long. Its product is annotated as gastrula zinc finger protein XlCGF57.1-like. The record is from RefSeq and is a predicted model, not a curated record. The coding region runs from base 113 to 1393 and encodes 426 amino acids. The transcript is spliced from 3 exons. Lineage: Eukaryota; Metazoa; Chordata; Actinopteri; Cypriniformes; Cyprinidae.